CAGUAAAUGCCAAACACUGGAAAUACUGCAUUAGUGAAGACGAUCAGUGAUCACAAGUUCUCACAACAAGAUUACAGGAAAGACAGUGAACGAGACAGUUUCACACAACACAGCAAACUGCAGCCUUUAAUGAAAAGCUUCCUCAUAGUUUCUCUCUAAAAUUCAGCCAUUGCUUAUUUUUGCAGGGCAAUGCAUUGCAAUAUAUUAACAGGCCUAUCAUUUAAAUGUCGUUUUACUUGUUUGAUCCACUGAAACCUUCCUUCCUCCUUCACACCUCUCCAUCCCAUCUGCAUACAGUCCCAUUAUCUCCUCUAACUCACUCAUAAACAGUGUAUACACACAGUCUGUGGUGUCAACGCACCUGCCUUUCUCCUCCUUUCCUUUCCUCUUCUCCGUCUGAGAGGUCUUCACCAAACGCAGUCUGUCCAUCAGCUGCCCUCUUGUUCUUUGCGGCCUUUAUCCUCGCAGAUCAGACAUGUUCAGUGCUUUUGUUUAUAUGUUCAUUGCGUUGAACUCGUUUUGUCACCGCUCGUCUGCUGCAGGUCACGGGGAUCCGUCGUGGUUCAUGGGAUGCGUCAACGCCAGCAACAGACUUUAUCCACAUGAGGAUGUCCGUGACCUUGACCCGGUAACCUGCUCUGUGCGCUGCCUGGAUGAAGGGUACCAGACUGCAGCAUUAACAUUAGAGAGAUGUUACUGUGGUAACCAGCUGCAUGGUUGGAUAGUCAGUGGGUGCUUCAACAUAUCUUCCCAUGGAGGGUCAAAGGACAUCAGAGGAGAAAGUGAGGGACGAAGUGUGCUGUACCUGCCUGUUGGAGGUGGAAAGGGAAAUGUGGCACUCUACAGAACUGAAGGACCCUUUCUGCACAGCAUCAGUGUGUCUACCUCUCCAGACAGAGUGCAUGCUGGGAAAACUUUUGUCUUGGAGGUUUCUGGAAACCUGGCUGGACGCCCCAACCAGCCCACAGGGAUUGUGGGUCUGGGAGAGGAGAGCCUCUCUCAUGUCAAUGUGGAGUUUCUGUGGACGACCACUGCAGGUCAAAGUUCACAUCAUGUCAGCGUGUUGGAUGAUGGUUCCUUUGCUGUGUCAUCUGAUUGGAUUUUGGAAACUUCAGGAAAACAUGAAAUCAACAUCAGCGUCUCCAACCCUCUAUCCAGACUCUCCUCCACCCUCCAGCUCUCUGUCUUGCAGCCAUUUCCUGACACCUUGGUGAUCUCUUUGCUUCAUGGCCCGUUGGGCGUCCCCUCCUGCAUCCCCUUCCUACAGAUGAACUCCCACAAUGUGACUGUGAAGGCAGCAUACGUGGGUGACCCUGUCACACUACAGGCAUAUGUGGCUGAUGGGCUGGAGGCAGAGUUCUCCUGGUGGUUUACUCACAGAGAGAGGGAGGAAAACAAGGGGGUGGAAGAAGAGAGGACGAGUGUAAAGACAGCUUGCCUCCCCAACACUGACUGUCUGAACAGUACUAUGAACUGGACCUUUGAAACAGAAGGAGUUCACGUGGUGUCAGUAAAUGCCUCCACUACCUCUGGAUGGACGCAGGAGACAAUCCAUAUUGUGGUUGUGCGUCUUGCUGUCUCUGACCUAAGAGUGAGUGUGUCUGGGGAACAGCUGAGUGUAGGAGAGGGCAUUUCUGUAGACGUGCAGCUGCUCACCACCAUGAAGCACCUACUUCUUCUCAACCUCACACUGAACAGCGACAACAACCAAAAUGAUGAUGACAGAAGUGACUUAACUAAUUGCAAUGAAAACAUCAGCAACAACACCGCUAACAUUAAUAAAGCUGAGAAUCAUACAGGAAAAAUUACCAACCAGGAAAACAGUAAUGAUCACAACUGUAGCAACGGUAGCCAUGGAAACAUCAACUAUGAUCACAAUCUCAGUCAACACCACAAUAACAUCCGUUGUCACAGUGGCACCCACUCACAUCCCCACCCUAACGGCCUCAUCCCUCUACACCACCUUCACACAUCCAACCGCUCCAGCUGCCGUCUGCACCUCCACCUUCACUGCCGCCUCCCCACCGCUGCAGGACAGUAUCACCUCACAGCGUCUGUCCUUUCCACCGCUGAUCCUUCAUCAGUGCUGCUCUUCACUGUCCUGCCUCCAGCCUUGAUGGUAUAUGAGCGUAUACGAGCCCUGAGGCCUUCUGGGAGUUGGAUGUCAGUAGUUCUGACACAGACUGAAUUCAGCCUGGAGGUUGUCAGCUGUGUGAAGUCGAAAGUGGUUUGGACUUUUAGUUUGGAUGAUGCUGUUGUGAUUAACAGAACAACUGAAAAUUGGAACAUAAAUGUGUCUCUUCCAAUAGCAGGGAGUUAUAAUGUCACAGUUAAGUCAUUUAACCCAGUCAGCUGGGCCUCCUUCCACACUCACAUACUGGUUCAAGAUCCAGUUGAAGAGCUGGUCUUAAAGGUUCCAAGUGUGAUCACAACAAAUCGAAAACAUUCAGUUUUAUUUAGCGUCACAGCAGGGUCGAAUGUAACUGUGUCUCUGCUGGUGAAUGCAACAGUACUGUACAGAAACAGCAACUACGCUGCAGAAGAGGAGGCAGCAGUGGUUUUGUUUUUUGACCAUGCUGGGACAGUUGUGGUUGAGCUUCGAGCUGAGAAUCGAGUCUCUUCUCAGAACAAGAGCGCGACAGUACGUGUUGAGGGGAAACGGAAGCCGUCACCACAAGUUAAUCCAAUCUGGCAACCACCCACUAGUCAAAGGCCUGUUCACAACCUUACUGACAAUGCUGUGAGGAUUCAUGCAGCACAACAAGCUUAUCCCACAAACACAGAUAUAACCUUCCUGGUUGUAGCUGAUGUCCCAGUCCCUGUGGAGUUUCUCUGGUACUUCGGAGACUCAAAAUCCGCCAGAACCACCUCAAAGACCAUCACCAAAAGAUACUACACUCCCGGCAGGUAUGAUGUAGUCGUAGUUGUGUCUGGUGGUCGGACCUCCCUCACCUCUGAAGUGUUCCCGCUGGUCAUCCAGAGAGCAGUAAAGCUCAACAGGCUUGUCCACCGGGCCUCUGUCCUGCAGAACCACACAGUGACGCUGCGUUGCCGGGUCAACAUGGGCACCGAUGUCAUCUUCCUGUGGAGCUUUGGAGACGGAACAACAAGGCUGGGACAGAGCACAGAGCAGCACAUCUUCCACGAGACAGGUGAGUUCACAGUGGAAGUGAUUGUAUCUAACCUGGUGAGCUCUGCUUCUCUGAGCAGCCACAUCUUUGUUGUGGACCAGCCAUGUCAGCCUCCACCAGUCAAAAACAUGGGGCCUCUCAAACUACAGGUGCGAAGAUACGAGGUUCUCCAUCUGGGGGUGACCUAUGAGACUGAAGUUGACUGUGACAAAUCAGGAGGCCUUCACUACACCUGGACCUUGUUUGACUCUGCAGGCCAGGUCUUCCCUUUGACUCUCACAAACACUAACAGACAGAGCCUCAUACUGCCGAGCCAUCUCCUGCACUAUGACACCUACACUGCCAUAGCCAGGGUUCAGGUUGUCGGCAAUGUGGUGUACAGUAACUACAGUGUGAGAGUUCAAGUGAUACCCAGCCCUCCUGUGGCGUCCAUUCAGGGCGGCACCAACAUCUUCAUUAACAACAGAAACACCACCGUGGUAACCCUGGACGGGCAGAGAUCUUACAACCCUGACUUCCCCAUGAAGCCAGUCAGCUUCAGCUGGGCAUGUAAACCAGUCAGCUCCAUCACCGGAUCCUGUUUCAACCAACACGUUACCACUUCCUCCUCUGUGCUCACGUUUCCUGCUAGUUUCCUAAAACACAACUUUGACCAGUUUCGGUUCACACUCACCGUCAGCAGUGGAGAGCAUUCAGCUUCAACAGAGACCUUCCUCACAGUGACAUCAAAUGUAAUUAGAAAGGUAGCAGUUUACUGCCCUCAGUGCCGAGGAGACCAAACGAACUGGGAUCAGUCUUUCUCUGUCAGUGCCUUGUGUGAAGACUGUGAUGUUUCCCAACAAAACAUCCAGUACACCUGGAGCCUGUACUUGGUCAAUGCUUCGUCCAAACCUGUCACAGAAGUCCCAUUUUGUUACACAGUGGAUCUCAGUGCUCCUUCCACCAUCAGUGAGGGUCCUGCUACUUCUCCUCAGACUCCUGGGACAUCCACCCUGCAUCCACCUGCUGCAGAUGCUUCACACUACACUCAUACUGUCCCCCUGAGUGAGAAUGCUUCUGAAACUGCAGCCAAAAAGCAAAAUCCGAAUGUGACUGACAGCGAGACAUCAUUAAAGAAGAACAGAAACAUGUUACACAUCGCCGGUUUGACAGACCCUGAGCCACUCCUCAGCUCUUCUCCAGUCAACAUAAGAACAGCAGAGUCAGGAGAGGAGUCCAUUUAUCAUCCUCUGGGAGAGUUUCUAGAGCCUCUGUACUCCUCAACUGAAUAUUCGCCACUUGCCCUUGACAAUGGUAGCAGCCAGGGUGACGUUAUCAGCAAAUUCCCUAUUGACUCAGACUCCUCUACUGACUGGGAGUUUUCUUUUCCUGUCCUGGAGAGUGGUGAUGUGGGAGAUGGACUGGAUUCAGAUUAUGAUGUUCCCUUCCUGAGCACAGAGGAGGGAGACCCAGGAAUCUCAGCAGGAAGACCCACAGGUGUUGAUGAUGACACCUUCAGUCCAGAAGAUGACUCAGUGUUUGAUCCAGCAUCACAUGUCGAUGAGGGGAGUAAUCUGGUGGAUUCCAGGCCGUCUAUGGUGAUCCAGGAGUCAACUUUGCUUGACUUACCUCGAGACCCAGUAGACAGAGCGCUGUUUGAGUCCUACACUUACACAGGAAUUUCCUCCCCUUUGCUCAGCUUCAGACCGUUCAGUCUGAGACCGGGGAGCAGAUACAUGUUGGGGGUUACUGCCAAGUCUCAAAGUAGUUUUCUGGGCCGGACUCAGAUAUUCUUAAAAACCAACCCUGCUCCAAAAGGAAUGACGUGCCAGGUGCAACCGAUCAAAGGGUCGGAGUUAUACACACACUUCAGCAUCUUCUGCACCUCGGGGAAAGAGGACUUACUGUAUGAGUACAGCUUCAGUGUCGGAAACAGACCUCCCAGGAUAUUGUAUCAGGGGAGAGACUUCCAGUACUACUUCAGCCUUCCUUCUGGAGACCGCAGCGACGACAAUAAAGUAACUAUUUACACAAAGAUCAGAAGCAGCACGUAUGGAACAGCCACUAAACCCUGUCCUGUCACCGUCCAAGUCCAGCCAAGCUUCCUCAGAGACUCCUCUUCCCAUCAUGAUCCUGAUCUGGAGCUUUCAGAGUCAGGUCUGAAGAACCUGUCAGCUCUGGUGCAGCUUGGGAACAGUGUGGAGAUCCGUAACUACAUUAGUCUCCUUUCCAGCAUUCUGAACAGACUCAGCAUGGACACUGAGGCCAACACACACGCACAGAGACGCAUACGCAAUAUACUCAUUUGUACAGUGUGUGAACUCGAGAGCAGCGAACAGGUAUCAAUGGUGGACAGCAUCUACAUUCUCAACGACCUUUUACAGGUCACAAGUCAGGUAACAUUAGCCAGUGCCAGACGGGUGAGAGCUCACAUUCAGGCCAUCUCAGAGCAGUUUUCUGAGUCCAGUGUUCCUGUCUGGUACCAUCUGGACCAGAAGACGCUGAACAGCCUGGUCACCCUGCUCUCAUACAGCCUGCAGGCUGCUGUCACCGGUUAUGACUUCACAACCAACAGUGCUGACAUUACACAAGAAAUGGAAUCAGACUCACAUACUGGUGAAAACAUAAGAAAUGCCAUAGCUGAUCCAAAUGGCUGCAUAUCAGACUCAUCCAGUGGUGUUUUUAUUAAAACAUCUAUUUCAACAAAGCAGGUGAUGCGGCUUGUAGAUGAUAUUCUGCAGACUGCUUCAGAUCUGAUGCUGAAGUACAUCUUGUUCUCUAAGAUCCAGGAGCACAGAGUCAACACCAGUCUCAUGUCCCUCUAUGUCACAUACCAAAACCAAACCUCCACAGUCAUCAGCAGUGACACAACCACCUUCUACAUGCCUCCCUCCCUCAUCCAGCUUCUGUUUGUUGGUCAUAGAGGAGAGACUGAGAGCAGACAGCGUCAACCAUGUGUGCUCAGCCUGCUCACUGAGCUCCCCUACAGCCCUUACACCUUGACCCGCUAUCCUGGAAGGUUGAGUGGACCGGUGGUUGACCUGAGUCUGUAUGAAUGCAGCACGAGAAGAAAAAUUCCUGUUCGAACCCUCUUUCAGCCAAUCAACAUCAAGCUACAACAACCACCAAGAAAUGAGAGCUCUGUGCGUGAGUUUGUCCUCCUGCGCAGCCAGAUCAACUACCACAGCUUCAACAUUACCCAGGAGCACUUGAAGCAGGCCGUCCAGCUGAGUGUGGUGUUUGCACCGCCACCCAACAAGACGUUUCCCAUCAUGCUGCUCUUCAGGAUGUUUGAGAGGCCGACUCCCAGCAUGCACCAUCUGCACAGGAUUCACCGCUGGAAGAGCAACAGCACUCGCAUCACUCUGCCACCGUCCUACCUCCAUACUCCAGGUGUUUGUUACUUGGCCCUGCUGAAUGCUGACUUUGCGAAGCCACCCAGACACAGUCACCUGAGCAGCCAGGUCAACUACAGUCUCACAGCGGACAGCAGCCUGUGUUUGUCCUGGAAUGGCCACCAGGGGGCCUGGACACACAUUGGCUGCAGAACACACCAGGCAGACACAAAUACUACAGUCAACUGCAGUUGUCACCAGUUGAGGCUGUUGACUGUGGUGCAGCAGCAGAUCCAGAGCAGCCAUGACACAGUCGAUCUGGAUCCGUUCCUAAGUGUGUCCAGUGAUGUGACAGUGCUCUGUGUGCUGGUGCUGUGUGUUUGCCUGUACGUCCCGGGGUUGGUGGUGUGUAGGAGAGCUGACGUCGUCUCCGAGAAGAAUCAGAGAGUCCACUACCUUAUUGACAACUCUCUAUGUGACCCAUACCUCUAUGCUGUAACCAUCCACACUGGUCUCUACUCUGCAGCCAGUAUGAGUGCAAAGGUCUACAUAGUGCUGUGUGGUGAAGAUGAGUUCUCGCAGACAAGAGAACUACAAGUCCCAGGAUGCAUUCUGUUCAGGAGGAACUCUCAAGCCACCUUUAUACUCAGUGCAGCAACCAGCCUGGGCGCAGUGCGGGGGGUUCACAUCUGGCAUGACAACUCGGGACCCUCCCCGAACUGGUACCUCAAACUGGUGGAGGUAUCUGAGGUGAACAGAGGCCACGUGAAGGGUCGUGCUUGGCUCUUUGUCGGUCAGUGCUGGUUGGCUGUCAACAAAGGUGAUGGCCAGGUGGAGAGAACACUACGUGUUUGUAACCAGGGAAUAGGCUUUGCUAAGAUGUUGUGCCUAAAGUUAUCUGACUACUUGGCCGACCUCCACACCUGGAUAUCUGUGUGCACCUGCCCCUGCCCUGGCUCGUUCACACGCACUCAGAGACUUAGCGUGUGUCUGCUGCUACUGUUGGGUUACGAAUGUGUCAGCGCAGUAAUCAUAUCAAAAAUAGAUGAGCAGUUGCCGUUGCAGUUGGGCAUGGUUGAUGUAUCAGCUGUUUCUGUGACAACGGGAGUAUUAAGUGUGGUGGCAGUGUUGCCCGCAGCAAUAGUGAUAUCAUUCCUGUUCCGACUGCGUAAGGUCAAGCUGACGGGGUCAGGAGUCCAAUACGCAAAUGGCAGAAAGUUUGACAGUGACUGUUUUGAUGAUGCACUGUCAGUGAACAACAGUAUAUUCGAGCCCUCCUGGAGCAGCCUUCAACAGUGGGCGCAGGAAGCCUGGAGGAAGAAACAUCAGGAUACAGACUGGCUCUCCGUGUCCACUAGGGAUCUGGAAAAUAAAGACACACAUGAGAAAUCUGUGAUCCAAACAGAUGUGGUCAUAAGGAAGGAGGAUGCUCUUUCAGUUGAGAGCAGUACGGGACCAGCACUUCAAAACUCAUUUCUGAUUACAGGCGGAAACAAGGUUGAUCAAGGACGUCACAGAAAAGAGUUGGAUAGUGUUAGUGAAAGCCGCAGGUUUCAUGGAACCCAGAAAGAUAAUUUGUCUGGUACGAAGGAGAAAGAUCCAUCAGAUGGUGGCUUCGAGGAUGACAGGCUUCGCAAGGCAGCGUGGUCAGGGCAUAGUGGUGGUUCCCACAUCACUGACACACUGAGAGGAAGACAAGUCAGAUCAACAUCACAGUGGUGUCAAUAUCUGGCCUGGGCACUGUGUCUGCUGUUGUCUCUCAUCUGCCUGGUGCUCUCUGCAGUGCUGGGGCUGAGGUUCAGCAGCAGCAAGGUUCUGCUUUGGAUACACUCUGUUUUCUUCUCCUUGUUGUCUUGCAUCUUCCUGAUCCAGCCAGCUGUGAUACUUGCAGUGGCAGUGACUGUCUCCCUUUGGUACAGAAGAAGACCUGACUUUCAUAGUUUCUCAAGUAUCACAGACUUUGAGAUAGAGACUUCUAUACUGUUGAGUCAAAAUGGUGCUAAUCAACCAGAAGAGCAGUUCAAGCCACCUGCUUUCCUCCAGGAAAGACGCUCAUAUCUCAAAAAGCUGCUUGGAGCUCGUCAGCGAGCCAGAUACCUACGUCUUGUGCGUCCGCCAACUCCAGCAGAGCUGAGGAGGACUCGUGGGAGGAAAAGAAGAGAGACUCUUAUCCGUAAAACCCUCAGGGAUUUCUCUGUCUGCGUCUCUAUGCUUUUCCUGAUGAUGUGUAUAACCUAUGGCAGCUCAUUCAGUGACCAUUACCAUGUCAAUAAAGCUGUCAGAAAACAGUUUCUAGGCAGCCAGGAUAAUGAGUUCAUUUCCAUACAAAAGCAUGAUGACUGGUGGAGGUGGACACAGACCAGCCUGCUUAACUUACUGUACAAAAAUGCAUCAGACACAACUAUGGUUGAUGUCAUCCAACAAUCACACAUCUUGAUUGGUGAGCCAAUCCUGUGGAAGAUGGAGAUCUCCAGCUCAUUUCAGGACCAGGUUUCUGGCGUGACUCUUGUACCAGAAUGUCUUCACUUAUUAUCUGGGAGCGGAGCAUCAACUUACCCACAGUCAGAUGCCAUGGGUGCUAUGGGAACACCUUCAAGGACAUGUGGUCACCUGGGCUGUUAUUUAGGACCAAGUGCUACAGUUAGUCUCGGCCACACAAAGUCUGACGCUCUGUUCAGAUUGAAGCUCCUGCGUUCAUGUGGCUGGCUGGGCAGACAGACGGUGGCCCUGAAGGUCCAGUUCACCUUGUACAGCCCUGCACCCAACUUGUUCAGCAGUGUGACCCUGCUUGCUGAGCAGAGCCCCAUCGGUAACCUGCUGCCCUCUGCCAAAGUCCAGUCAGUUAGGUUGUAUCACACUCCUUCCGUGUGGGACUAUGUUGUCAUGGUCUGCCAGCUUCUCUUCCUCCUCUUGUCUCUGCUGCAUCUCUGUCUUCAAGUGUACACUGCAGGGCAGCAAGGGCUGAUGGGAUACUGCAGGACACCCUGCAACUGGCUGGAAGUCAUUCUGCUGACAGUGAUCAUGGCGUACUAUGUUCAUUACAUAUAUCACUCUGUGGUCAUCAUGGAGGUUGUGGAGCUGCUGCAGAGACACAACUACAGAGGGCAUGUGGAUGUUAGCCUUCUGGCUACCUGGGAACAAUAUAUUCGUGCUCUGCGUGGCGUUAUGCUCUUCCUUCUCACCAUGAGGUGUGUGAGUGUGUUGGGGGUGACCAGGACCUCGUCUACCUCUGCUACACUUUUCGCCCGCUCACUCUCCAGCCUCAUCUGGCCGAUGAUUUCAGGUCUUAUCCUGCUGGUGGCGCUGUCCUGUGCGGGGAACCUUCUGUUUGUACAAAGCUCCUGGGCUUUCAGCUCCCUUCCUCGCUCCCUUCAGACUCUGCUCCGUCACUACCGGGGUCUCAGGGCCGUCAGGGGCCUCCUCCAUUCAGGACAUGAUUUCCUUUACUAUAGAGCUCUCUAUCUGUCCUGCACAGUAGUGUGGACAGCAGUGAUGAUAGGUGCCGUGUCCUCGUUGGUCAGACGUGCCAAAAGAUCUCAGAGCAGGAGUGAUGUCCUCACCAUGAGAGAAUUAUCCAGUUACAUCAAACUGAAAGUUUCUGAGUUUACUGGGCAGCAUAAACCAACAUGGACUGGUAACAGUGUGGAGACGAGGACCUAUUACCUCGAGGAGUUUGAAAGCUUAGUAGAUGAACUGUUGUUCAGACUCAAUGCACUCUCCAACAGCCUGCACCACAUGCUGCCCCCCAAAGCCCAUUGCUACAGGGAGGACAGCCCUGUCAUGUCACUCAUACAGGAACCCUCCAACAUGGACUCACAGAGCUUCGUAAGAACACACAUGACAGAACAAACGAUGGUGAAUGAUCACACAGAUGUCAGUGAUCAUGGAGAAACCCCACCUGCACCUCACCUACUCAGAUCUCAGCUUGAACUGAAGAUACUGCAGCUCCCUGCAUACAGAGGCCAAAGAACAGACAGUCCUUCCUCUGACAACGCUGUGGCUUCUGAUAAUUCUAAGCAGAGUAUAACAAGAUCUGAAAAACAUCCAAAAUCCACAGUGCUGCAGCCUUAUUUUAUGAGACAAAACUGUCUCCCAGAGUCAGCAUCUCCUACAGGGCUUUGGAUGGCAGAGUACCUGCAAAGUGGACGGCCAGUGUCUCAAUCAGUCCUUUGUGAUGUUCUGGAGAUGCAAAGCAGCCAACAUACUAAGACAAGUGACAGCUGUAGGUUUAGUAGAAGUGAUAAGUGUAGGGCCAAGGGUCCCACAGCCACUCAGACCACCCAUACAGAGGUGGUGGUGGAGGUUCUCGUGCAUGAGGAGCCUGACAGUGUAUAGCCAGAUAAACAGUAGGAAAACAAGACAUCUGUGAGCUUUCUUAUUCUGCUAGGAUGCAUCUGGCCAUCAUCAUAUUCUACUAUCAUUAUUGUCAACUUUUUGCCCGUUUGAAAAGAAUGUUUGAUAUGAAUUUACAAUACAAAGUCACAAAGACUUGCUUUAGUUGUUGCUAUUCGUUAAAUUAUUGGUUAAAGUCCCCCUCCAGUCAGAGAUGUGUUUUGUUUGUUGAUCCUUUAUUUGUAUGUUUGACACAAGAAGGCUGAAGUGUGAAAGUUUAAGACAUGUGACUACAAGCAUGAUUUGUGACAUCACAACUAGUUUGGGGCCAAUUGUUGUCCAGUAUAGAAGAGUGAUGUGGAAACUUGAAGCCUCCAGUAUACACUAAAAAUGCAUUUUUCAAUGAAGUGUGAGACAUCUUGUACCCAGUUAAACUUUUGAAAUGAAACAUAUUUGCAUAGACUAUUUGUAGAUUCUGGAUUUGGAACUUUUUUAGUGGAAAAAACAUCUUAGACACAAAUUAUUCAAAGCAGAGUAUUUUACAUAUCUUAAAACAUGUCUGGAGGGGAUCUUGAAUUUAUUCUGUAUUAAUAACUAAAGACAAUUUUGAGUUGCCAGGUUGUGGAUAAGAAGUUUUUGGUCUGUGUUUUGAGUUUUUCUACUUUAGAAGGCAUCAAGCCUGCAGUUGUAAAUGUUAGUAAAUCAUUAAAUAUUUCGGGCCAAAUGUUCUGCAGCCUUCCUCUAGAAAAAGUAAUGCACACCACCACAUGUGUUGUUAAAACUGGUGACUGCAAAGAUAAAGUAAACUGACGACACACCCAAACUGAAGGGAACCUUCAACUAAAUAGACUCACAACCUUAUCCUUAAAAUUACAUCUACUCCAUCUCCCUCAUUAAAAAUAUAAUCAUAAUCUAUAAAUGCGUCUAUAAAUGUGCAAAUAUAUUUCAUUUCAGAAGUUUAACUGCUGGGCACAACAUUUCUACUUUAACACUCCUACUUUAGGUCCAUUCUCAGCAUCCUCAGUUCUUCUUAAUACAUCCAUGACUCUCAGUGUACAGUACCAGUCCAUUUCAAGUGAAUGGGAAAGUGUGUCCAAACUUUUG
Thunnus maccoyii (southern bluefin tuna) is the source of this 11881-nucleotide messenger RNA. RefSeq names its product polycystic kidney disease 1 like 1-like. NCBI's taxonomy places the organism in Eukaryota, Metazoa, Chordata, Actinopteri, Scombriformes, Scombridae. The record is from RefSeq and is a predicted model, not a curated record. Gene Ontology annotation, cellular component: membrane. Gene Ontology annotation, molecular function: calcium channel activity; protein binding. The coding region runs from base 476 to 10780 and encodes 3434 amino acids. The transcript has 56 exons. Gene Ontology annotation, biological process: detection of mechanical stimulus.